Messenger RNA from Microplitis mediator, 1735 nucleotides. RefSeq names its product probable flavin-containing monoamine oxidase A. The record is from RefSeq and is a predicted model, not a curated record. Gene Ontology annotation, molecular function: oxidoreductase activity. The transcript is spliced from 7 exons. Bases 245 to 1003 code for a protein of 252 amino acids. NCBI's taxonomy places the organism in Eukaryota, Metazoa, Arthropoda, Insecta, Hymenoptera, Braconidae.
UUAUGGGGCGCCUGAGAAAAUUUAAUUUUUAACGACCACCCUAAUAUAUAUACUGCUCAAUAAUAAGCAUUGAAAUAUUUUUUAUUAUUUAUUUUAUAUAAGUAUCAUCUUUCAUACACUUUCAAUCCAUAAAUAAUUAAACGCACGCGUAAACAAAACAAAUUAUUUUAAAAUAAAUAAAUACCUAACCUUUUCUGAAAUUAAUUAAUAUUAUGUGGAUGAAUUAUAAAUAUAAUUACAAUUAAUGGAAGAAAGUAUAGAAGUUAAUUAUGAUGAUAAUAAUCAAGAUCAUUAUGACGUAAUUAUUAUUGGUGGUGGGCUAACAGGAUUAACUGCUGGGUACUAUUUAUUAAAUAAAAAUGUUAAUCUCUCGUUAAUGAUCAUUGAAAGUAAAGAUGAAAUUGGCGGACGUUGUAACAAUAUAAAUAAUGGGUUUUAUGGUCAUACAUUUCAAAAUAAUUUCAUAAACUUACUUAAUAAUUUAAAUAUACCAAUAAUAUAUGGACGUAAAAGUGAAUAUAAAAAGUUGACCUUGCAUCUUAAAAAUAAUAAAUUAGUUAAUGAUGAUGAUGAAUCAUCAAUUAUAUCAUCACAAGUUCGUUAUUUUAUUAAAUCGCUUGAAUUAUCUUGUAAGAAAAAAAAUUUCAAAGAGUACACAAAAGAUGAAUAUUCAAAAUAUUUAGCUAGUUUGAGUGUUAAUGAUUAUAUUAAUGGAACAAUAUUUUCUUCACGUGCACGAUUAAUUUGUCGAAGUUAUAUUUCAUUAAUUUGUGGAAUCAGUAAUUUAAAUAAUGUAUCUUGUUUAUGGUUAUUUGUUAUGUUAAAUAAUUCUGGCGGUUUUUUCAAACGUCUUAAUUAUUUAUUUGAUAAUAAUACACGAUUUUUUAUUGAAGGAGGAAUCGGACAAGUAAUUAAUCGAUUGCGAAAUGAAAUUCUAGAAAAAAAUGGAUCAAUCAAUUAUUCAGAAAAUGUUAAAAAAAUAAAUCAAGGUGUAACUAUGUAAUUAUUGCAGUACCACCACCAGAAAGUUCUAGUAUCGUGAUAGAAUCAACAAAUUAUGAUAAAAAUUUAUUAAAUUUCAUUAAAAUUCAAUCUUUCUAUUUCUCCGAGCCUUCGAUAUAUUUUGAACUAACCUACAAAUCGCCAUUUUGGGUUAAUAAUUAUUCCGGCAGUGUAAUGACUAUUUUUAAUAAAAAAGUAAACUUAAAAUUAUGUUAUGAUGCAUCGCAAGAAGACAAAGAUUUGAAUUUGCUUGCUGGUUUCAUAAAUAAAUCUGAAAAUUUAUUUUCUGGUAAAAUAAAUUUAUUUAAAGCCUUAAAUCAAUCAUUUGGUACCAAAGAAGCGGAAAAAUUUUUACAGUACACUGAAAUAAAUUGUCACAGUACAAUUAACGUUUUAAAACCUUGUUCAGCAGCGAAUCAUCAUAAUCCGUUAUUAAAUCCAACACAAAAAAUUUAUUUCGCAGCUAGUGAAUAUUCUAAAACUAAUCCUGGUACUGCUGAUGGUGCGAUUGGGGCUGGUGAACAUGUUGCCUGUUUGUUACUCCAUUAUGCACGACCACAAGCGUUAGAAAUACAUGAAAUUAUGAAAUAUAUACCACAAAAAGGUUAUCAACCAAAAAAGAAAGUCUACACUCAGUUCAAAUACGUCCAUUCAAUUAUUCUUUUUACAAAUUUAGCUAUUUUAUUAACAUUAAUAUGGAAAACGUAUACAUCAAAAAAAUAAACAAUAAAAA